AUGGCUCCGCGACUGAGCAAACGUCAGCAGCGGGAGCAAGAAGAGCUUGUUGCACUUGCUAGCAGUAGACCCGAGCUCACACGAUCCGAUUCACACGUAUCCACCGAUGACCAACCCGUAGUUGCACCUGCCACAAAAUCUGGCUUCGCUGCGCUCUUCGCACCAGACGACGAGCCAGAGUCACCGGAUGAAGGCAACGAGGAAAACGUCCCAGUGUCUAGCAAGUCGCGCAAGCCAAAGAAGAAAAGAAAGAAGGCCACAAAGCCCAAUGCUUCCACCGAUAACCAGCUACCGGACAAGUCAGGCGCUUCCUCGUCACAUCUGGCAGUGAAGUCUAAACCCGCAACCGCAAAAAAGAAUAAAGGCAAGAAAAAGGACGAUAUCGAUGAUGUCGACAAAGCAUUGGCAGAAUUGUCUGUCAGAUACCCAGACCUCAAGAGCAUAUCAAAUGCCCCUAGUGAUGAACGGACCAGUGCUCUUGCGAGUCUCCUAUCAGUUUCAUUAGCCCAUCUUGACGCAGAGUCGGAACUCCGUAAAUUUUUCGGCUCAAGAGCAGUCACGGCGGCCGAGUCUUCUGGAUCAGGACAUUCUCAAUCUCAUAGACGACGACGCGGGAUGCCUUCUAGCGCGUUGCGCGCGCAGCUCACACGUCCGGAUCGAUCCUGGUCUCUCACGAAGCCGCGCGAAGGACUCUCGCUGCGUCCUCUCACGGAGGCGGAAACAGCCGGAAAAACCAGGCGAGGUCCUGCGUAUUCGGGUAAAUGGUGGACCGUAGAAUACACAAGGCGCUAUAAGGGUGCAACUAGAGACUUCAUUCGUGCCGUGAGGAGUGGAGCCCCUGAUGCAAUGUGGGGAGUUUUGCAUACCAUGCCUUGGCAGGCAGAUACAUUGUUACAACUUGGAGAAAUUUAUAGACACCGUGAGGAGUACAGCACCGCGGUGGAACACGUCUCGCGAGCCAUAUUCGCUUAUGAGCGUGCAUUCCUUGGCACUUUUAGCUUCACAACUGGGGUCAACAGGCUUGACUUCGACUUCGUUGAAAAUCGACCCUUCUUCCUAGCCAUCCACCAGCAGGUCAUCGAUCUUCAACGUCGUGGCUGCCCACGCGCCGCUUUUGAGCAUGCCCGUCUCCUGUUCUCGCUUGAACCCUUGACCGAUCCGCAUGGGGCGCUUUUACAUCUCGAUUUCCUUUCAGUCAAAGCUGGCAUAGGUGACUGGCUGUUGGAUGUUUGGAAGGUUUACCAGUCCCGCCAUGGCGCCAUCGAAGAAGCGACAGAGUAUAUGGACCCCGGCGUGCUUCCGGGGUGGGUUUACGCAAGAGCACUACUUUUGAGAAUGGAAGAGAAAGUCAAGCGCGAUCGCGGCGAGGAAGAAAGCACUGAAAUUCUCAAGCAGGCCAUAUCUGCCUAUCCCUCUGUGGUGCCGCUACUAGCUGACAAAUGUGAAAUAUCCCUUUCGGUGGACAUUCGAUCACACAAAGAGUUUCGUAUACGCACAGACAAUCUUGGUCUGAGUGCUGCAGAAAGUGUCCUCCAUCUCCUUACACAUAUCUAUGCUAUUCGGUCCGCAUCUUUGUGGAAAUUGCCUGACCUCAGCUCUUGGCUAGCGUCGACAACAUCAAGUCUCCUGCCUAACCUUUCUUCCAAGCGUGCUCAUCCUUUCCGCGAACGGUUUCUCCGCAUUUUUAACUCCGAUCACCUUCGUUACUCUGUCUACCGACAUAUCAUCGUGCUUCAACAAACUCACGCACAAGAGCAAUAUCGCAUUCUCACGGCUUUUAUCCCGCGAGGAGUGUUGACUUCGCAUGAAUACGCGUGCGACCCAUUGCCCCCGCCAACCGCAAGGAGUUCCUAUGACGCGAAGUUCUUUGAAGGGGCUGAAGAUCUUGCUUCACCGAGAAGUUCUUACCGACGCACACGUGCCGAAGAGCGCCAACUCGAACGCCUUGUCCCUGAUGCAGCAGUCCGUGAGCAGUUGAUGGCUCUCUUCGAACGGCUCCCAGGUCUUGCGGCACAUGCGCCCGGUGGAGUGGUGCAGUUUGUACAGGCUCUGGCCCAAAUGGGUGAUGAGGCUAUUGACGAGCUGUUGAUGGGAGGCCUGAUGGCACAAGAGGAUCCUGCACCUGAAGCGGAACAACAGCAUCUAGGAGCGAUGCCUGGGGGCAUGCCUGACGAUGAUGACGGGGUGGAUGAUAUUGUACCGGUGGGCCCCGCUCACGAGUUCGAAGCUACGGACGAGGUCGCGAAUGUGGACGACGACGCAGAUGAAGCGGAGGCUGCUCCACUUCCUUUGCGUGUCGUACGUAACCUACUCAGUAGGCUUUGGGGAGGCACAGGCGAGGCACAGGAAUCGUCUGAUGAUGACGCCGAAUCGGUGGUUCGUGAUGACGAUGGUGUUGACUAGUUGUGCAAUGUUGCAGUGGCGGUACCAGGUCUUUACAGGCAACCAUUGCAUUUAAUCGAUGUUCCCUUCUCCGGAACAUGCUUUGCCCGCGUUGCCGUUUCGACAUCGAUUGGAGAUGAGAUAAGGUAUGUUUUUAUACUGAUUGCUGCGCGGGCAGAACCGGACCCAGUUUCGGUGGGCUUAUCCUCUGUGUACGUGCGUAAACGUUAGGCCGGGUAGGGGAAUGCAAUUUGCAAACUUCCUGAGUGUUAU
Pisolithus orientalis is the source of this 2655-nucleotide messenger RNA. RefSeq names its product transcriptional repressor TCF25-domain-containing protein. Gene Ontology annotation, cellular component: RQC complex. Gene Ontology annotation, molecular function: protein binding. The record is from RefSeq and is a predicted model, not a curated record. Bases 1 to 2403 code for a protein of 800 amino acids. Gene Ontology annotation, biological process: rescue of stalled cytosolic ribosome; ribosome-associated ubiquitin-dependent protein catabolic process. Lineage: Eukaryota; Fungi; Basidiomycota; Agaricomycetes; Boletales; Pisolithaceae. The transcript has 10 exons.